GAAGAAGCAGCAGAUGAAGAGGAGCAACUCAGGGUGCCCAAAACUUUUUGGAGAAACGUCAGAAUCUGAAGUCAUAUUGGUCAAGUCGUGAGAUCUUGUGGCCAGAACCGCAUCAGUGUAGUAUAGUAAUGUAAAGAUGGCGGAGCUACAAAUGCUUUUGAAAGAAGACAUUCCAGCAGGUCGGAGGGCGUUACUUGAUAGUUUUAGGAAUCUCGAAACAGUUGCGGAAUACUGCGAAAGCAACUAUGUGCAGUCCCCAGAUAAGCAGCAAGCCCUGGAGGAGACGAAGGACUAUACGUCCCAGUCCCUGGCCAGUGUAGCCUAUCUGAUCAACACCUUGGCUAAUAAUGUCCUCCAAAUGCUUGAUAUCCAGGCCUCGCAGCUCCAACGUAUGGAGUCCUCCAUCAACCAUAUCUCACAGACGGUGGACAUCCACAAGGAGAAGGUGGCAAGGAGAGAGAUUGGAAUCCUGACUACCAAUAAGAACACAUCUCGCACCCACAAAAUCGUUGCUCCAGCCAAUCCGGAGAGGCCGGUGCGGUACAUCUGUAAACCUAUAGAUUACAAUGUGCUGGAUGACGUCGGCCAUGGAGUCAAGUGGUUGCUAAGGUUCAAGGUCAGCAGCCAGAAUAUGAAGAUGGGUGGAGGUCUCCCUCGAACCAACCCACCGACCCAGAAACCCCCCAGCCCCCCCAUGCCAGGGAAGGGAACCAUUGGGCGCCACUCCCCCUAUCGGACGCUGGGGCCCGUGCGUCCGCCCGUGGUCCCUAACGACUAUGUCCCCAGCCCCACACGCAGCAUGGCCCAGCAGGAGAGUCCUGUUCUCACCACUUCAGUUAACCAGCGGACACGCACCUACAGCAGUGGAGGCAGUCACCCCGGCAGCAGUGGAGGCAGUCACCCCGGUAGCAGUGGAGGCAGUCACCCCGGCAGCAGUGGAGGCAGUCACCCCGGCAGCAGUGGAGGCAGUCACCCCGGCAGCAGUGGAGGCAGUCACCCCGGCAGCAGUGGAGGCAGUCACCCCGGCAGCAGUGGAGGCAGUCACCCCGGCAGCAGUGGAGGCAGUCACCCCGGCAGCAGUGGAGAGAACAGUGGGAGUGGCUCUGUAGGAGGACCCAUCGCUGUGCCAACAGCCUCUCCACCAGGCAGCUUUCCAGGGACCUCUCCUCCUGCUACCCAGUCCCCACCGUCCGCACCUGACCGCGCCCCUAACACUGAGGCCCAAUCGGCUGUAGCCGAGGCCCCUCUUCCCGCCCAAUACCCUCUCUCUGCUGCAGCCAUCUCAGCGGAAGUCUCAGAUGCACCACCUCCUGCAGAGGAGGAGGCGUCGGCCGUGAUGGAGUACAGUGACCCCUACGCCGAGGAGGACCCUCCCUGGGCGCCACACACCUACCUGGAGAAAGUUGUGGCCAUUUACGACUACGCAGCAGACAAGGAGGAUGAGCUGUCGUUCAACGAGGGCUGUAUCAUCUAUGUGAUCAAGAAGAACGAUGAUGACUGGUACGAGGGGACUAUGAAUGGUACCUCCGGGCUCGUCCCUGGUAACUACGUAGAAUCCAUCAUGCACGACGCAGACUGAGGCCACUCCCCGCCAAGC
Messenger RNA from Salvelinus fontinalis (brook trout), 1597 nucleotides. Its product is annotated as abl interactor 2-like. The record is from RefSeq and is a predicted model, not a curated record. NCBI's taxonomy places the organism in Eukaryota, Metazoa, Chordata, Actinopteri, Salmoniformes, Salmonidae. The transcript has 10 exons. Gene Ontology annotation, cellular component: lamellipodium. Gene Ontology annotation, molecular function: SH3 domain binding. Bases 137 to 1579 code for a protein of 480 amino acids.